Messenger RNA from Thlaspi arvense, 366 nucleotides. NCBI's taxonomy places the organism in Eukaryota, Viridiplantae, Streptophyta, Magnoliopsida, Brassicales, Brassicaceae. The record is from the annotation of a GenBank genome assembly.
AUGGAUUUGGGGUGGCCAUGGUUUUCUUACGGCGUGAUCGACGACGUGCUCUUCUACUAUUCCGACGGGUUCGAAUGGUAUGACACUGAGGUAAGGUUAUGGAGAAAAUUGAAGGGUUUGGUAGGGCUGCCCAAGUUUGCCCAUUACGGCUGUGUUAAAAUGGCGGAUUAUGGUGGGAAGAUGGCGGUUUUUUGGGACAAGUAUCUGCCUUCCAGUGGAUACAAGAAGAAGACGAUUUGGUGUGCUGUGAUUUCACUUGAAAGGCGCGGCAGUGAAGAGAUUUGGGGGAAGGUCGAGUGGCUAGAUGCUGUGCUCACUGUCCCUGAGUCUUACGAGUUCGUUUGUGCUCUUUCCGCCACUGUUUGA